CUUUAAAGUUGAACCAUCACAUGAAGGUACAAGUUUAAGUUGUACCAUAAAAGAAUUUGUACAAAAGAGUAUAUGUACAACAAUCUAAAAUUGUAUCAUAACGUUAAAGGUACAACUUUAAGUUGUACCAUAAAGACAAAAAAUUAUAGCACCAAUGCUAUAUAGUCGUAAAAUUCCUCAUAUUUGAUUAUUUAUCACAAUUAUACCGCUUUCUUGAGUCAAUUCACUUUUUAUAGGAUAAAUCAUUAAUUAUCUAAAUCAUUCGAGUCGAUUAACAAACAAAUUCCAUCAGUGUCUCAUAUGUGUUCAUUUUUCAUGUUAAGUAUCCAGGACUCCGAUCCUUGACAAAUAUGAUGUUCAUUCAUGGGCUUUUCAACAACAACAACAAAAAGUCGUUGGUGUACCUUUCCAGUAAUGUGUUCGUAAACUCCAACUAAUUAACCCGAGAAAUUUUACAAUGCUGUAUAAUAUUGGUGCUAUAGGUUUUUGCUUUUAUGGUACAACUUAAAAUUGUACAUUUACGUUAUGGUACAACUUCAGAUUGUAUCUAUACUUUUUAUACAAAUUCUUUUAUGGUACAACUUCACAUACAAAUUGCUUUAUGGUACAACCUAAACGUAUACAUUUAAUAUUAUGGUACAACUUUAAAUUGUACAUUAAAGCACCAAUACUAUAUAGCAUAGUAGAAGCGCUCUUAGCACAAAACUGUAACCUCAACGUGAAUAUUAAAGGGUGGCGUUUAUGUUUAACUACCACUCAACUAAGCGCGUUUUGCGCCUUCGUAAUUAACUAUCCAUCCACUCAAUAGUUACUCAGGAAAAGGUGGUGCUAGCUCAACAAUGUUAAUAAUCUAAUUUACGAGCUAAUGAAGGAAUCCACCAACAAAGAGGAGAAUUGGAAGGUGGAGUCGAACACACGCAAAGUCACCACGCCACGUCGCCACCGGCCUUCCCAAAGACGAGCGAGCUAACGUGGCAGUCCGAGCUGGACAUUCCAACCACCUCGAUUGGGCCAUCAAGACGACACGUUGGCGGGUACAGGCUGGCACUUGGACCCCACAUCGCGACUCCGUUGCGUUACUAUUCACGCCCUUUGUUUCCCCUCACAACACAAGCCUAUUUAUUUAAAAAAAAUUAGCCUAUUUAUUUAAUUAGUUACUCAACAAUUAAUUAAGAAAUUGAAAAAUACCUAAUUACUACAGUAUAAUGAAGUAAAUAAAUAAUUAAUAAAAUGGAAGGGGGACAGGGCAGGAAAUAUAAAUAGUGGGCGGGGAAGGAAAGAGGUACCGGGUUGAGUCCAAGAACAAGAAGGCGUGCUUUGCGCUUCCAAAAACAGAGAAAGAAAGUAAAAGAGAGAGAAAGGGAGCAAAUUCCCCUAAACCAAGCAAAACCAGCCAGCCAGCUAACAAUAGAGUGAACAGAGGUUGAGUUUGGUGGGCGUGUUGUUGUUUCCAGGGAGUGAUUUCUGGUUUCGGUGCAAGACGGCAAAAGAGGAGAAGGAGGAGUUUUCAGGCGAUCUGCUAGUCCUAAUUUGUCCGCUUUGAUAAAUCUUCCACAGAGGGAGAAGGUGUUUCGCUUUGCUCCGCAGCCUCUUCAGAUUGUCUCUUCUUGUUCCUGUUCCUUCUGCCCGCAGAAGGGAUUCGGGUUUAAAAGGGAGAGGAAGAAGCAGAGUUUCUCAACAAAAACAGCAGCAUAGUCUCAGAAGAAGGAAGUCCCAGAACAGAAGACAGAGUUUACAAGGCUCUGUUUGUGAGAUCAGCAAGACGGUGGAGAAAACAGAUAAAAUGGAGUGGAGUGCUUGUGUAGAUGAGUACGAGAAGCUUGUUAUCAGGAUGACUACUCCUAGGGUAGUCAUCGACAAUGCCGUUUGCCCAACUUCCACCGUCGUCAAGGUUGACAGUGCUAGGAAACAUGGCAUUUUACUCGAGGCAGUUCAGGUCCUCACGGAUCUAAACCUCUCCAUUAAGAAGGCUUACGUCUCCGCUGAUGGAAGAUGGUUCAUGGAUGUUUUCCAUGUAACCGAUCUCAAUGGAAACAAGCUAACCGACGAGAGCGUUAUUAACUACAUCGAGCAGUCUCUGGGUUCAGUUCACUACGGCCAACCCAACGAUUUCAGCGGUUCGACCGCUCUGGAACUGACUGGAACCGACCGGAUCGGACUGCUCUCUGAGGUCUUCGCUGUGUUAUCCGACCUUCAAUGCAGCGUCGCCGACGCCAAAGUCUGGACACACAACGGCAGGAUUGCUUCUCUAAUCCAUGUGAAGGACUCCAACUCCGGUGCCCGAAUUGAGGACGUUCAGCUAAUCUCUGUAAUUGAGGCCAGGUUGAGGAACGUGUUGAAGGGCGACAACGACAUCCGGAGUGCCAAGACCUCUGUUUCAAUGGCAGUCACCCACACAGAGAGGAGGCUUCACCAGAUGAUGUUCGCUGAUCGCGAUUACGAGAGGAAGCCCAUCUUGGAGAGCGUUCCUACGAAUUCUCCUGUGGUGGUCACUGUCCAGAACUGGGUCGAGAGAGGGUACUCGGUGGUGAAUGUUCAAGCCAAGGACCGUACUAAGCUGCUGUUCGACGUGGUCUGCACAUUGACUGACAUGGGGUACAUUGUGUUCCAUGCCACUGUCAACACCAUUGGAGACAGGGGAUACUUGGAAUUUUACAUUAGGCAUCAAGAUGGCACUCCAAUUAGCUCGGAGGCCGAGAGGCAACGAGUGAUCCUAUGCCUCGAAGCUGCAGUCAAGAGAAGAGCGUCGGAGGGAGUGAGGCUCGAGCUGUCCACCUCAGACAGGCAAGGGCUUUUGGCGGAUGUGACGAGGACUUUCCGAGAGAACGGGUUGAAUGUGACGAGAGCAGAGGUGUCGACGAUGAAGGAGACAGCACAGAAUGUGUUCUAUGUUACAGAUGUCAUGGGGAAGCCGGCAGAUGGGAAGAUCAUCGAGUCGGUAAGGGAGAAGAUCGGGUUGAGUUACUUGCGGGUGAAGGAACUGCCCUCCUUGGUGUACCACAAGGAAGGUGGGGAGAGGGAUGAGCAGGCGGUUGGUAUGGCUGGGACUGUGUUGCUGUCGUUGGGAAGCAUGGUGAGGAAGAAUCUGUACAAUUUGGGGUUGAUUCGAUCUUACUCAUGAAGGAUGUUGGUUACAAAUUGGGGAUGGUUAUUCUUUGCUUGAGGUUUGUGAUUUGUGGGUUUGUGUACAUAAUGAGAAAAGGGUUUGGGGCCAAGUGAGUGGGGAAUUUGGUGAUAGUAAGUAGCUGUAGUGGUUGUUAUGGUUGGUUGAAUAGAUAAGAGAGAGGGGGAAGGGGGUGAUCCACCAUAUUAAGAAGGCAAUAUAUUCUUGUGAUUCUUUAGAGAAAGAAGAAAAGGGAGGGUUUAGUUUGAAGGUGAAAGAUUUGAUAUAAGAUUGGGGGAAAAGGUGAUUAUGGGUGUCUUGUGAAGAUGAAGAAUUAGUAUUAUGGCUGGAAAAAGAAAUUUAGGGUUUAGAUAUGAAGAGAUAUGGCAGCUGCUUCUCUAGAUUAUUAUAUAUAUGAAUGAAUAGAGAGAAUCACACAUUUGUACAUAACGAUCUUCUGUUGAUAUUUUAAUGAGAGUUGACUUGAUUGUUUUCCUACACAACAACAUUCUUAUUCUUGCAAUGAUAUGGGAUGGCAUGUAAUACGAAAUAAUUGGGGUUGACAAAGAUUACAUUCAAGCAUGAUGCGGAACUCCCUUAAUUCAACAAAUAUUAUUCUCAUUUCUUAUAUGUUCAUGAUUAGGAGCGGUUGUAAAAUAACGCUAUAACCUGUAGUAUUAAUCAGUCAAUCCAAUUUCAGAGAUUACAAAAAAAUAUUUUUCACUAGCCAUUAUGUUUAAGUAGAGUUUAGAUAUCGACAAGUUGUUGAAUCAGGUCCGCCAUGUUGAUAAAAUUCAUCUAUAGAACUAUCUUUCUAAACCCGAACUCAUGCCAGUUUGAGAAUGAUCAUUCCCCCCCAUCCCUUCUCUUUUAACAAGGGAUGAAAGAGCCUUUGCUAUAUAAUUUUCUCUAGAUGCUGCUCCCCUUUGCUGUUUCCUUUCUUUUCUUGUCAAUAAAUGAAGUUGGAAAAAUUUCACAUGAUCAAGUGAGCCUUUGAUCCUGAGAAAAGAGAGGAAGGUGGGUCAUGAAUGAUGGGUGGUAGAUGCAUAAUGGUGGCAACAAGUAAGGAAUAAGGGAAUAAUAUUGCAAGCAAGAGGAAGGGUGUGGUAAUGGAGUAGGUAAAAGUGUAGGUGAAUCUGAAAUUAAUAGUGAAAAUGACUUUUCUUCAUUGUUUCUUUGCCUUUGCAAAGAUUGCUGUCCAGAUCAUACACAUAUAUAGCUGGCUGGGAUACUAUUGUCUUGUGGGCGCAUGCACCCAACAACAUACAAACUACUUUAACCACGCUGUGUGGAAAAUUAUACGAGUUGUUUGCUUCGUGAAUGUGAAAAAUAAAGGUUUUAGUAAAAUCUGAGUUUUGAAAAAUUGUAGAUGUAAGGAGGUUUUGUGUUUAUUAUGGACUUGAAAAACAUAAUUGUUUGUUUCAUAGAUUUAAUGAUAGAUUUUGUGUUAAUUAGAUUUGUAUGUAUAAAGUGAAAUUUAGCUUUAUUGUCUUCUGUGGUAUAUGAAGAGAAAGAAAAUAAGAAGGAUAAGUUGAUACAAAUGAUAGACUUCAAAAUUCAUGAUUAAUUCGCAACUAAAGGAGUGAGAUAUUCAAGUCCGUGAGGCGACAAAUUUGGACAAUCUAAAUCCGCGGAUCUCACAGAUUUAUUGCCAAUAAAUACACAAAUCAAACAAUAGAAUUUAUAGAAAGCUCACGAUGAAUCCAAAUCUAUCCUCAAAUCCAUCACCAAAACAAACCCGUAAUUCCAUGUCCAUAGUUUUGGUACUUAGUAGGCUACUUUCCCAUAAAAUUUCCGGAUUUCCCCCAUGGAUUCACGAUUUGCAUAACCAAGAGAAUGGGAAAAAAAUACCACCAUUGGCGAUUUGGUGUCUUGGUAAUAUUGUACUAUAUGGUCUAAAAAAUAUCAAUUGUGAGC
Messenger RNA from Linum trigynum, 5020 nucleotides. Lineage: Eukaryota; Viridiplantae; Streptophyta; Magnoliopsida; Malpighiales; Linaceae. The record is from the annotation of a GenBank genome assembly.